AUGGAUCAUUUCCAAUACAAGCCGCUUGAUCCUAACGGCAACCACAUACGUCUACUACGCUUUUCAGACGAACUCGGCUACGCUCUUGACAGCUUUGACCUCAAUCAGUGUCCUCCAUACGAGGCUUUGUCGUACACAUGGGGACCUCCACUUCCAACAAGUACUAUCACCGUGAACGAAAAACCGUUUGAGAUUCGGGAAAAUCUGUCGGACUUCCUUGAUCGUAUCCGAAUUGGCAUCACUCUCCUCGAUAAGCAUGACUGUCCUCUACUGCAUCCAAAGUAUCUAUGGAUAGACCAGCUGUGCAUCAACCAGGCAUCCGAGGAAGAGAAAUCGCACCAAGUCAGUCGCAUGGCCGGGAUUUAUAAACAGGCGCAGCGUGUUAUUGUGUGGCUAGGUCGCGGUGACGAGCACAGU
Molecule: messenger RNA, 417 nt
Organism: Bipolaris oryzae ATCC 44560
Lineage: Eukaryota; Fungi; Ascomycota; Dothideomycetes; Pleosporales; Pleosporaceae
Exons: 1
Source: RefSeq, a predicted model, not a curated record